AUGGACAGUGUUCUGCCGGAGUUGACUUGUCUCAUCUGCUUUGAGAUAUUAAAUGAUCCUCACCAGUUCCCAUGUGGACACAGCUACUGCCUGGACUGUAUCCACAGCCUGAGGUGCCACAACAAUUACAGCUGCCCUGAAUGUCGAAGAGAAUUCACAGAGAACAGUGACAUCGUCAGAAACUAUAGGCUGGCUAACAUUGCGAAAACAUUCCGCGAACAUCAACAGAGGACUGGGGGUGAUACUGUUACAGUGGCCUCUGAGGUGAGUCUGGGUCUGAGGUGACACCAAACCCUUGGUUGCUCUUUCUUUAUAUAUGGGACUCAAGAAUAUCUGGUGUGAUGUGACUAGUUACUAUGACAGAGAGAGUUGCCUUGAUAGUCAGGUUGAUUUUAUAUGUAUGAAAUUCCAAUGAAAGAUUCAUGAAAGAUUCUUAACUGUUGGUAUCCAACAGUAGUUUACUGAACAUCUCUCUGUCCUCUCAGACGUCUGGUGGCAAUGUGAGCUGGUUACAGCUGAUGAUCAUACUCCUAACAAUUACUGCCCUCUGUGAGUACACAAUAACCAAUACCAAAGAUAUGAUAGUUUAUUUGCCAAUACUCCCCACAGUGAAGAAAAGUAUUUAAACAGUUCGAGGAAAUACACAAAUGUAUAGAUAGAUAAAUUAUAAUGUAGAUAUAUGAUCACAUUACUGACUGUGCUCUUUGAACUGUUCUUCUUACUCUUUCCCCAGUAAAAGUGUACACCCUUUGGAAGAUUGCAGAUGAAGAUUAUCGGAUACAGCUAGAAAUCCCCACUUCAGACCCCCCGAAACAGGUUUGGUCCCUUCUCCAACCAUACCACAUUCAGGCCAGAGCAGUGUUAUAAAACACAUGUUUUGUUGUUGUGUUACACUGUUUGUGUGUAUGUUGGGUUCAGAGAGAACGAAAAUAACAAAAGAAUGGAAGUAUGUCUUGGGUUGGUUGUUCCAUUAUCCUACCUUUGUUUCUCUUCAAGGUUACCCAGCAUGAUGGUCUCUCUCUGCCUAGAGUUAUCUGGACACUAGUGUCUCUACUCUCCUUGCUCCUACAGAUCCUUUGGCUCCCCCUAUGGGUGUUGUGGUGGUUUGCCUCCAACCUAUUGUCCCUGAUCUUUUUGUGUGUGGAGUUUAUCAUGUCCUGUCUCUUACAGGUUAUUGGUCGGUUAUGCAAUGUUACAUAUGUUACAUUCAACAUCAUUGUGUAUGCUUGUGGUAUUGUUUGCAUUUUGAAUAUGAUUGCUAACAUCAGGCAU
This is a messenger RNA of Coregonus sp. 'balchen', 1272 nucleotides long. NCBI's taxonomy places the organism in Eukaryota, Metazoa, Chordata, Actinopteri, Salmoniformes, Salmonidae. The record is from the annotation of a GenBank genome assembly.